Molecule: messenger RNA, 1758 nt
Organism: Fusarium vanettenii 77-13-4
Lineage: Eukaryota; Fungi; Ascomycota; Sordariomycetes; Hypocreales; Nectriaceae
Exons: 8
Coding region: 1-1758 (585 amino acids)
Biological process (GO): DNA-templated transcription; regulation of DNA-templated transcription
Cellular component (GO): nucleus
Molecular function (GO): DNA-binding transcription factor activity, RNA polymerase II-specific; zinc ion binding; DNA binding
Source: RefSeq, a predicted model, not a curated record
AUGUCUGAUAUUGCCGAUGACUCUGAUGGCGAACACCGCCGCAAACGCAUCAGACAAGCUUGUCUUAAUUGCAGGAAGAAAAAAGUUCGCUGUGGAGGCGAAAAGCCUGUAUGCAUGUGCUGCAGCCGACUAUCGCAGGUCUGCCGCUAUUCCACAAUCUCGUCCAAGUUCAUGGGUCUUGAAGAUCGGCUCUCUAGGAUAGAGAACACUCUCCAAAGUUAUGUAACGCUUCUAUUCGCCGCUGACGUCUUUUUCCGAUUUUGCCAUAACCAACCAUACUCAUUAUUUCACGAAGCAACAUUUCGACAGAGGCUGGUUUGUGGGGAGCUGCCCUCACAUCUCGUGUGGGCUUUGCUAGCGGCAGCCCGUCGAUACUCAUCGCUUCCUAAUCUUCCGCUCAACGACCCUGAUGACGCUCAAUUCUAUGCCAAAAAGGCUUGGGAAUGUAUGAAACUGCCAUGGAAUGGCGGUGUGUCGGAUGAAGAGGUUGUUCCUAUCUUGCAAGCCAUCAUCCUAAUCGUCAAUGUCGAGCAUCCCUCUGGCUUGUGCGCCUCAGCUUACAUGAAGCUUGGCUUCGCAAUACGCCUGGUCUUGCAUUCAAAGCUUCACUUGGAGCCCGAGAGUACCCUUGAUCCCAUCUUUCGAGAAGAGCGCAAGAGAACGUUCUGGUCGAUAUAUCUCCAAGACAAGUUGAUAUCUCUAUCAAGAGAACGGUUCUCCAUCUUGAGAGAUGAAGAGUGUAGGAUACAGUUGCCCUGCUCAGAAGCAGCCUUCCGGGAAGGUCUCCACGAAGAAGCACCGACUCUACAGCAAUUCACAGGCGACUGCCUAGACCAAGAGUCUGCCGACACUUGUUGCCCUCUUGCUCUGAUUGCAGUCAUGGCAUCGAUCUUGAGUCGGGUGUCAUACUACGUCCUCCAAGAGAACCGUGAUUCCCAACUGGGGCUCCCUUGGUCCUCGACCUCCCCCUAUGCCUCUAUAUCAUCCACUCUACUUCAGUUAGAGAUCUGCUUCGGGAUGAAUGAGGACCCGAAGAAAACCCUGAGGGAUAGGUGCUAUGUAGAUGGGUCCAUUGAUCAACACCUUGCUGGCCCUUUUAUCUAUUCCAAGGCACUCUUCCACCUCUCACAUUGCCUUCUACACCAUCCGUUCUUGAUACAGCAGCGGUUGGAAAAGCUAAGACAGAGAGCUCCCCCGAUAUUCAUAAACACAGCAUGGAAAAACUGCAGAGCACAUGCCCAGAGGUUGAUAGAGCUGAAAGACACGAAACACCAUAACGUCCUUGUCUUGACAUCUCUCUAUGGCUACUGCACUAUGGUGGCGGGAACGAUUCAUGUCCUCUCAAUGAAUGACGACAACCAGUCAAUCCGCGAGCAAGGACAAGAGUACUACAACUCUGCGCUGGAUUUCCUAAACGAUCUUUCUUGCUAUUGGAAGCACGCAGCUUUAAUGGCAAAUCGAUUGGAGCGCUUUCGACAACAAUGUGAGAACCGCCGAACAGACAUGAAUCCAUGUGCCGACAAGUCCGGGCACUCGCCUGGCGAUGUCAAAGCAUUGUGGCAGAGCGUCGACUAUGCCCUGCUUUCGGCUCCGACACGGCCUGGAAGUCCCACCAACGGCCAAGCGCCGACCGGGAUGGACCUGUUCACACCGCGGAGCAAGCUCUUCGACUUUGCUGACUUUGACACGUUUGCUGAGGGACUUGGGAUCUUUAGCAAUCUGCCGGACGACACCCUUGAACCGGUGCCAGCAGAGUAG